CACCGGGCCGCGUUGGAGGAAUCACGCCGUUGUGUCGGGCCGGCCGCACGAGCGUUGGAACACCUUACAGACAGUGAGUGACGCCGGGCACAGGGAAGAAGCACCCGCUCACCACACAACACCCGGAAGAGGCCGCCACCACCACCCCGCGCCAGCAUUCCAAGAACUCGUCGCUAGCCGCCCAAACUGAUAAGCUCUGCCAAAAUCGUUCAUCACCGCCAGCAGCAUCGCUAUCUACCGCCAAAACCGUGAACGACAGCCAAAAUUAUUUGACAAACAAAACAACCAUCAAAAAAGAAUCGCGGAUGGGGAAUCUCUGAGAGGGAGUGACAACUGCUUGCCGCGGAGUUUCCCAAGCUGUGACAACGACCCGUGUAUAUAUAUAAAGCCGCCCCGGCUGAACGGAUCGGUCACAAGAACGGAUAAUCUUUGCAGUCGGUAAGAAGUGUAAGUGAUUGCACAUGUGCGUGCGAGUUGAGAACUUACUCAGGAAAGGGGGAAAGUGACGAUAGUUCUUCUCAGUGGUUAUACAAUAAGCAAUCGCCACUUUCAUCCAAGCAAGCCGUCAGCUCUUGCCAACGCAAUAUCCUGCAUUGUGCGUCAAUUUUCUCAAGUUGAUACAGAGGCAGGCUCGCUCUUAAACUACACAGUUACACACUAAGAAGGACGGAGAGGGGUGUUGUCAAACACUUGACACACAAUUGAGAAGACGCUGUGAAGGGGAUAGCGAAGGUUAAUUCGUCGUCCUCUCUAAACCUAUAAUAUAGACGGGUAUAAACACACGGAAAAAGUACGGACGAACAGACCUCAGUGGAGACUUUUCAUUCUCGGAGUACUCAGUUAUACAUAUUUUUACGGCGUUGUAUUUACCAACACCUUGACGACUAAAAAGUCAGCGUGAAGAAGAGUGAAUACCAUGGAGGAAACAGACGGAAGAAGAGGCACAAUUUAUACCAGGAAAACCAGAAUAAUUAAUACUGUUGUGGCAGUCCCAAAAUCGCCGUAAAAUUGCUCUCACAUAUACAUUUGUAUUGGAAAUGUUGAAAAAUCUGUACAGAAAAAAUAAGACAAGCGAAGACAAAAAACUAUAAGAAUAAUAUAAAACAAACUCAGAAACAACAGCAAAAGGUGUAACAAAAGAACACUUUAAGACAAAGACUAUAUCCACCGAACAAACCAAUUACACAUCAAAAGACUAUCCAAAAUAAAUAUUCGCCUUAAAACUGAACAAAAAUAGAAACACCAAUGGACAAAAACAAAAGCUAAACAGACCACCCAGAGCAUACCCCGAUUCCCCUGGAUUUUCAAAUUAUACGCGUGUUCGCCGGCUCCCCGACAGUGACUGACGUAACAAGCCGUUAUUACCAGUGACCCCGAGCAGGAGGCGGAAUGCCACAUAGUGGAGUCGUGCGCACCCUCCAACACGUCAGGAGUAGGACGAACAUCUCCACUAUCUACUUUCUCCCUUGCCAGGACGAGUCCACUGUGUCACAGCGCCUGGAUUGAGGACUGGCCAGCUCUUGGAUACGGUCAGCCCGGAAAUUGUGCCGGAACCUGCCCGUCAUUUUGACAACAGAGCGUGAGCCUGAUCAGUGAGCUAACCACAAAACCCUACUCCCACGUUCAACGUCGCGGCCAACGCCACACGACGAGUGGUCGCAACAAACAGGCGUCGGUGGCACCAUGAUGACCAGAGACGAUACGAAGCGAAGACCGUCCUUCCACCACGGAGAUAUAUAAACAGACGGACACACAGCAGCGUAUCAGAGGCACGCAAAACAGACAAGAGCGACCUCGGGCUUCACAUGCCCUAUCGUGAAUUGCUACAAAGGUGUAUACAUAUAAUCAUACACACCAAAAAAAAACUUAUUCAUCAUGAGAACUCUUUAAAAAGUAUAUCAACAACGCUCUCAAACGCAACAAAAGCGACCAAAAAAAAAAACCCCGAAAGACUCUACUCAAUAAUCGUUUCCUUGAACUUUUGUCAUGAUGUCACAUUUCGACCUCUUCCACCCGGAAGGCGGCUCGAGCUUCCGAAACUCCUCGCGCUACGGAAUGAUGAACGUCAACGCAACCGCGGCGCUCGGCGCCAGUCCCGACGGCAGCGGCGGGAUGAUUUCCAACGCCGGCGGCAGCGGCGGAACUAACGUCGGCGUCGGCGAUAAUGGGGAUUCUUCUUCCCCAUGCCACGACAUCCACUGCUACCCGGACGCCGUGUUCCUGACAGCUACGGCGGUUACCGUCGUCUUGGCAAUUUGCGGAGCCGUGGGGAACAUUUUAACUGUCCUGGCCAUUAUCAGUAGCCGGCUGCGAAACAAUAUAAACAGCAUCCUUAUCUGUAACCUCAGCUUCGCCGACGCCGUCUACUGUGCUGUUGUGCUGCCCCUACAGGCGAAGGCGUUCUACGACAAGGCCUGGACAAUGGACCACAUUCUAUGCGAGUUACACGCCGCCCUCCGUAUCUGGCUCAUCGGCGUCAACAUCUUACUGCUCAGCUUCAUCGCGCUCUACCGCUUCCUGCACGUCGUGAGGCCGCAGCAGCACACGCGCUUCUCCCAGGGCGCCUGGUUCAUCGGCGCUGUGAUCAUCUGCUGGGCGCUACCAAUGUUCUUCUCCUUCACCCCGCUCGUCGGCUGGUGGGGGACAUUCGCCUUCCAGUCCCGAAUUCUCCAGUGUACCUUCAGCGGAGACAGCAGCAGGUCGCACAAGAUCACCACAGUGACGCUAGGCUACGUGGUGCCCUGCCUCUUUCUCUGCGUGUGUUACGCUCGGAUAGGCUGCGUGGUAUUCCGCUCUCGGAAACGCGCUACCCGCGGCGGUAGCGUCUACCGGAAACAGCGGGCGCGGCGGGACUCCUUCCGGCUCACGGGCAUGAUGGUGCUCAUCUUUCUGGGGUUCCUCGUGGGCACGACGCCUUUCUUCCUCAUCAACACGCUGGAUUCGAAGCUGCGCUACCCCAUGCCCCACAUCUGGUCGCCAGUGCUAGCCUGGGUCAUGUACGGACUCAACCCGAUCAUCUACACAGUCAUGGACGCUCAGUUCCAGCAGGCGUACCGCAGGCUUCUGCUCUGCACGUUUUACAAGCCUGAGCCCGUCGUGGAGACGAGCUUCCAAGAGAGGCAGAGCUCUCUCCUCGCCGCAAAAACAGAGAACAUCAAUGCUACGUAAAAGAACUACUUUAUAUCUCACGUUAAUGACAAUAUUUCCCCAUUCCUCUCUUUGCUGGUGCAAAAUGCAAAGAAAGGAGGAAUAAGACUUUGUUGACUCAAAAUACCCAUAUCACCUCUUCCGUGCUUUCCUAUAUUUAAAGACAGAGAAGAUCAAGGAUUGAACUGACUAGUCUUGAUAUGUUACAAAGCCAGCAGCUCAGAUAUAUGAACAAACAGAUACAAACAGCAAAGGAACAGUAACUCAAGAACUAAUUAAGUCUCCUCUUUACAAAUAAUACUAUCAAGUUACGGAAAAUACAACUACAGAAAACAAAAAUUGUUCAAUUGCACGACAUAACUUCAUCGCCCUGCUUGGAUAAAGUCCCCAGUUUUCUUCGAUAUUUAAAAGACAUAGGGAGCAAACUUAUCGAGUGACCCAUCUGAAACGUGUGCUCUUUUUAUUUCUUCACUUUCAGAAACUUUCUAAUAUUGAAGAAAUCCCAUGCCGUAACACAGAACGCCAAUUCUGCGUCGCUUUUGCUCGUUUUGUUGUGCGGGCAACAUAGGCAACGAAAACAACUCAAUCACAAUCAGCUUAUAAUGAACAUAGCAAACGAAGCGACAAUCAGCUCACCUCGUUAUCACCUCAAAAUUUGCUUUCUGUGGCUCGUUUUAAAGCCACCAGUUUCCUUGAUACUAUCAGCAGAUUACAGGAUUAUACAACGACUGCUGGCGCAACCACAACGCAUAUGGUGAAUUACAUUCUACAUGAACCUACAUGAAACUUGCCAAAAUUACAACAUUCAAUAAAUAACUCCCUCAUUACUUUGCCAAAACUGCGUGAAGGAAUACCAGUCAGAUCUGCAUGAUGGACACCAAUCGAUCAGACGGCUAAGAUCUUGAUGUCUCGGUGAACGGAAGAAUGGGCUAAGGAAAAUCGGAGCGGCCACAGCACAUCCAUUAUUUAAGGUUAUAUAUAACAAAGAAAACCCCUACAAGAUGACAGAAGAAAACAAACCCAUCGACGAAAGCGCCAAACCGCGAAGCAUCGCUACAACAACACACCCAGAAAUAAAAAAUACGAAAAA
Messenger RNA from Aplysia californica (California sea hare), 4237 nucleotides. Its product is annotated as G-protein coupled receptor moody. Gene Ontology annotation, biological process: G protein-coupled receptor signaling pathway. The transcript has 3 exons. The coding region runs from base 1987 to 3168 and encodes 393 amino acids. Gene Ontology annotation, cellular component: membrane. The record is from RefSeq and is a predicted model, not a curated record. NCBI's taxonomy places the organism in Eukaryota, Metazoa, Mollusca, Gastropoda, Aplysiida, Aplysiidae. Gene Ontology annotation, molecular function: G protein-coupled receptor activity.